AUGCACAAAGAUACAUACCACAACAAUUCUUUAUUUUCAGAGUCUGAACAAAAUCGAUUGCGUCAAUUCCUUGACGGGCUUGAAGACCAAGGAUCUUCGGCACCUGUUGCGCCUGUCCACUUAUCAUCCCCACCUCCUUUUCAUGCAACCUCCCAUCGCACCAAUACAUACACUGCUGGCGGUAUACAGAUCAAUACAUUAUUCAUUCAGCCAGUUACUAGCAGCAGCAAGAGCUCGAGUACAAGCAAUAAAAAGGGUUCAAAGAAGCCAUACGAUAAACAGAAGCGUCGGCAGAAUUCACCCCAUUCGUCGUCUUCAUCCAUCGCAUCAGAUGAAGCCCAAGCCAAACCGAGAUCAAAAGCAAGCACCAGUAGAAAGAAAGCAGUAGAGCUCUUAAGUGAUGACCAAAAGAGAGCUAAUCAUAUUGCAUCUGAGCAAAAGAGAAGAGCAAACAUCCGUAUAGGCUUCGAGAAAUUAGUAGACAUAGUCCCUACGCUGAGCAAUGGACAUCGAAGUGAAGCAUUGAUAUUACAAAAAUCUGUAGAGCAUUUACGGCAAUUAGUGGAAUCCAAGACAUUACUGAAAGAAAAAGCUCGCAAGCUCCAGUUAAUGCUGGGAGAAAUACCUGAUGAAGAUAGUUCAGAGGGUGAGAUAGACUAUGAUUUCUAG
Molecule: messenger RNA, 669 nt
Organism: Mucor velutinosus
Lineage: Eukaryota; Fungi; Mucoromycota; Mucoromycetes; Mucorales; Mucoraceae
Exons: 5
Coding region: 1-669 (222 amino acids)
Biological process (GO): regulation of transcription by RNA polymerase II
Molecular function (GO): RNA polymerase II cis-regulatory region sequence-specific DNA binding; DNA-binding transcription factor activity, RNA polymerase II-specific; protein dimerization activity
Source: RefSeq, a predicted model, not a curated record